AUGGAUCCCAUGCCAGAACAGCCGCGGCAGAGCCAAGAACAGGGUGUCGAGAUUCUCCGAGAAUACCACCCUUACCCUAGCCGGCCGCUUUCGCCAAUCAUCGAAGAGUCCUCGGCCGAGCUUCCCCAUAACAGAAAGCGAGUCCGUGAGGGUGAAGUAGCCCUUUACGAGACCUCUGAGGAUGAUCGUGAAUGGAAGCGACAGCAGAUGUUGGAUUCUCAUGACACUGCUGAGACUGCUGCUACCGAGGCCAAUACUGCUAGCGAAGAGACCAACCAUGUUGACGGAAGCCAUGAUGAGGCUGAACCUCUAGAAGCCGAAUAUGAAGAAGCUAGCCAUGAAGAAGCUGGCCAUGAGGAAGCAGACAACGAAGGAACAGACGUUCUAGAAAGCGUGGAAGAGGCUGCCACCCAAAUAGCCACCCCUCUGUGGAACUACUAUGCCGUAGUCGACUCGGACGACGAAGACGUGGAAGACGAGGAUAUCCUCCAUAGCGGAUCGGCCUACCAAUCCACCUCUGCAUCGCCAUCCCCACCAAGUGAAUUCGAUCGGACUCCUUCUAUGACUCCCGCCCCUGAGGCCAAUGCUAGCUUGUUUGUGUUACCCAAAGACAGGUGGCCCGCGGAACCCAAAAGUGCUCAGUACCGAGAUGCCUUGUGGAGCAUUGUGUAUAACAAGAACAAAACAUUCAUGUGGGAAUUUCAUGAGGGCCUUGCUGAAGGAAGCUUGGGCCUCUGCAAAGAGCUGCUUGGGAGGGAACAGCUGCCUCCCAGAGUCUCUGUCUUUGACGAUGAUGUUAUUCAUGAGAUCAGUGUAAGAUGUCAGCGUAGAAACGAGACGAGGGUAUUUCGCGACAUCACUCCGUUGAUUGCACCGUCAGCCGAGCUCGUCGCCUUGCGAGGCAAUAAGGAAUUGGACAUUUUGUGCGAAUCUGCAAACGAAAUAUGGACUUAUUCUCAGCAAUUGCUUCAAUAUCAACCACAGCCCUCGUAUUCCGUUGGCUUCAAAGCUCUAGCAUUUACCGAGCUGCAGUUUACCAAGGUCACAGAAUUCUUUGAAGACAGAUGCACUUCCGAGACGUCACCUAUUAUGGGUACAUCUCACAUGUUCUUUCCAUGCUUCUCAUGUGAGAUUGGGAGCUUCGAGAUCACCCGACGACAAAACACGCACAACAUGACAAUUGGCAUGCGUGCUGUUGUUGACCUCUUCCGCGGCGUCAAACGCGAGUCCGAUGUGCACCGCCAGAUUCUGGCUUUCUCCAUCUCACACGACUCCUGCGAGGCGGAAAUUGUUGCCCAUUACCCGGUCAUACUGGGAGAGACUACGGAAUUCUACCAACAGAUCAUCGCCUCCUUUGUAUUUACCGAUUCUAGAUUCGACAAGUGGAUGGCGUACCGCUUCACCAAAAACAUGUAUGAAGUCUGGAUGCCGGCGCAAUUCCAGUGGAUCUGCUCCGCCAUCGACCAGCUACCUGAAGGGUGGUCAUGUGGAAAAGACAUUGGCCAGCGCGAAUUUGUUUGA
This is a messenger RNA of Trichoderma gamsii, 1521 nucleotides long. RefSeq lists its product as hypothetical. Lineage: Eukaryota; Fungi; Ascomycota; Sordariomycetes; Hypocreales; Hypocreaceae. Bases 1 to 1521 code for a protein of 506 amino acids. The record is from RefSeq and is a predicted model, not a curated record. The transcript has a single exon.